Messenger RNA from Pieris macdunnoughi, 2913 nucleotides. The record is from the annotation of a GenBank genome assembly. NCBI's taxonomy places the organism in Eukaryota, Metazoa, Arthropoda, Insecta, Lepidoptera, Pieridae.
AUGACCACUUCCACAUCGCUACGAGCGAGUGGAUCGGUUACCAUGGGUGGCGACCAGUUAGGCGCUGCUAUUCACUGCCCUGUUUUGACCACGGCCAUGCCAUGCAGUACGCUUCACCACCCUUGUAGCACAUCACAGGGACCCCGGUUGUAUUCAAAACGAGAUCACUGCAACAAGACUGUGGAAAUCUAUGAAGAUGUGUCGUCACCUCCGGUCACGCCGGAAAACUUCGGACGUCCACUCACGUGUACAUAUAGGUUUAGAGCAUUUCGAGGGUCACCAAAAGACUGGAUUCUACGAAUACGUUUCAAGAAGUUCAAAGUAGGCACUUUGAUUAAUGGCACUACAUGUCAUAAGGGAUAUAUGCAGAUAGUUGACGGCAAUGCAAAGACUGACGUCUCAAACCGCAAGGAGCCGGGUCUCUUCUGUGGCGAGAUAGAACAACCGCAAACUUUCAUAUCGGAGACAAACUUCGUCAAAAUUGUCUUCCAUGCGGAUAACUUUACAGAUCAGACUUACUUUAGCUUUGAUUCUAGGGCGGAGCAGCAAUUUGAAGUAUAUCUGAGAUAUGGACAACAUCCGGAGUUAUAUCCUAACCGUAGAGGCGAAGUUGUUGCUGGAUCAUACUGCGAGCGGGUCUUCAGGGACUGUCGACUUCAGACGUGCUACGUGCAGUCAGCCGCCUACCCUGGGGUAUAUCCUAGGAAUCUGCACUGCAGAUACCACUUAAACACGAGACUGCCUUACAUAAAGUUAUAUAUAGAGAAUGAGGAGUUCAACAUAGAUGGUCAGAGAUGCGAGAAUAUAAUGACCUGUCCCAUGAGGCCUAUAACCUCAGGUUCGGAAAACUGUCCAUAUGAUUACAUAAGGAUUUAUGACGGAAAAGACGAGUCAGCUUCUGUGAUCGGUACUUUCUGCGGUAUGGGCAAGUUCCCGUACUCCAUCAUUGGGACAUCACAAGACCUAUUUGUGGAGUUCGUUAGUUCACCAGCAGGUCCCUUAUUGAACACUGGCUUCCAUUUCAACGUGGGGAACUGGCCAGGUCACGUGGAAGCCCCAGGAUCGAAAAUCGGAAACUGUGACUGGCUCCUGACAGCGGAGUCCCUGAAGAGAUCUGGCGACACGGAAGGGAUAUUUCUCUCCGUGGCCCACUGGUAUCCUCCCCAUACAUCCUGCACGUAUCUGAUGCAAGGUUUCCCCGGACAAGUGGUUAGGCUCUAUUUCCCAAGCUUUCGGAUUAACCGCAUAGAAUCACCAAUAGUUCCAUGGACGGGUGACUGUGGGGAGUCCCUGACUCUGUAUGAUGCAGCUCGUCCUGACGAUGCGAAAAUCAUUAAGACCUUUUGCGACACCUUUAGUAGACCAAUGGAGAAGCAUGACUUUGUGUCUACUGGAAAUGCUAUGUUUGUCAGAUUUGAGAGCAAGACUGGUAGUUACAGUGGGUCGUCCCUCUACUACUGGGCUCACUAUGACUUCUUCAACAACACACGCUUCGGUGAGCCAGUAAGCGGAACUGCAUGUGACGAGGUCAUUGCCUCCUGGAAGCAACGAGCUGGCAGACUCCGUUCACCACUCAACACCUUAGUUUACAAACAGGCUCCACCGGGUGAAGACGUCCAUUGUUUGUACAGAUUUGUCACAGACAAGAGAAUCUAUGCUAGAGUUAUUGUGACUAUAUUAAGCGUGAAUUUUAAGGAACAUCCUUACACCCCCGUUUCGUGUCAGAAUUGUUACGAAGACAGAGCUGACAAGUUAAUCAUCUGGGAACCAUUCCCCACCGGCAGAGCUGCCAACCUUUCACUCGGAAUGACGACAACACCCCUUCCCCUACACUUGGCUGUCCAACGCUCCAUCGGCUCAUGUUUGUGCGCGAAACACGCAAACACUGUGACCCGUUCCAGGCCGUAUAGGGUUGUGUCUUCUGGGGAAUCGCUGAACUUACAAUUGAUCGUUGACAAUGCGCAUGCUGCCGCUUCCUAUUUUAAAAAUCCUUCUCCUCUCUUCGAAGCCAGAUAUGAGUUUGUUCACGGACCCCUCUGUGGACCAGCGGUAUUAGCUGCUGCCUCAGAUGGCGAAAUCGUGUACCCACAUCUGGAAGCAUUGGGCUAUACGGAACCACCAAAGAGGAUCCAAUGUAUUUGGGAUCUUGAAAUUGAGGAAAAAAGGGAUAUUUGGUUACAUUUCGACAGCAUCAAAUUCGCGUCUCGACACUGCGAUGAUGGAAACAUACAGAUAUAUCUACCUGGAAGAGUAGAACCCUACCUAUCAGUUUGUGGAGAAAACGUUUCGUUAGCUCGCGAACUACCAAUACUUUCGGCUGGUGAACUUGGUUUCGAAUCUUUAGACGAUCCUCUGGUUAUGGAAAAAGAGAAGACAAGGUCUAUCCGAAUCGUAUUUAUUGGAAGUGCAUCACCAGCGCGUGCAGCUUUCAAAAUUGCUUGGACUGGUUUGUACCAUUUACCAAAAAACUCCGACGGGACACUAAUGACAUCGCGUUUGACUGAUAGCGGUUCAUAUGCACCUGACGGACACAAUUGUGAUUUCAUAUGUCCGGGAGAAGAAGCACUGUGUAUUCCUGCUAGAUUGAUUUGUAAUGGAGUCGUGAAUUGCCCAAAUGUAACCAGUGGUGAGAGAAGGUAUUGGACGGCUGAAGAAAAACGAGCGAGAGAAGCUUAUUCAGAAGAUAGCUUGCGCAGACUUGGGUAUUUGGAUGCAUUGACUGGAGAACUGGGCAAGCUACAUGAUGAAGCUCCAGAACUAUGCACAGGAGCUCAUAUGGCUGGGAGCGGAGAUUGGAUGGCACCUGUAUUAGGAGCAGCACUAGCAAUCGCGAUUAGCGUUUGUGCUCUUGGAGCUGCUUGGCGACUCUGCUGCCGCAAGCGCUCCCCAGACGAGGAGUCCUUGGAUUACUGA